Molecule: messenger RNA, 1799 nt
Organism: Myxocyprinus asiaticus (Chinese sucker)
Lineage: Eukaryota; Metazoa; Chordata; Actinopteri; Cypriniformes; Catostomidae
Product: death-associated protein kinase 2-like
Exons: 12
Coding region: 263-1423 (386 amino acids)
Biological process (GO): intracellular signal transduction; positive regulation of apoptotic process; protein phosphorylation
Cellular component (GO): cytoplasm; nucleus
Molecular function (GO): ATP binding; protein serine/threonine kinase activity
Source: RefSeq, a predicted model, not a curated record
ACUGCACUGACAUGGUCAAAACCAGCGUUUCCUCAUUUCAGCAAAUGCGCGUCCUCAGCGAGCGGAGGUCCAGAGGUAACACCACCCGUACAGCAGACAUAACGCAGGCUUCAUGACGGCUUAGACGGCUUGUUCAUCCCUGCCAGGUGUGGACCUAAUACUAAACCCAGUAUGAGCACUAUAGCCUACUGGAGCUAAUAGCUUGCUUUUGAACAUUUGUGGACUGAGAACAGUGGUAAACGAGAGAGAGAGAGAGAGAAACAUGGCUGUAUUUAAGCUGGAAAAUGUUGAAGACCUUUAUGAGAUCGGAGAAGUUUUGGGAAGUGGUCACUUUGGGCAGGUGCGUGAGGUGCGGGAGCGAGCCACUGGUGUUCUGUGGGCGGGGAAGUUCCUGAAGCUGAAGCGUGGUGCGGGAAGCAGGCUAGGCCUAGAGAGGAAAAGUGUGGAGAAAGAGGUGGAGAUUCUUCAGGGCCUCCAACAUCAGAACAUAAUGGCCAUCAAAGAUGUUUUCGAGAACAGGACGGAGGUGGUCCUCAUCAUUGAGCUCAUAAAGGGUGGUGAACUCUUUGAUUUCAUCGCUGAGAAGGAAAACCUCACUGAGACAGAUGCCAUUGAGUUCUUGAAACAGAUUCUGGAAGGUGUAAGCUACAUGCACCAAAAAAACGUUGGCCACUUUGACCUUAAGAUGUCACAAAGAACAAUGAACCAGAACAUUUCCACAGAUGUUUCACAUGUUCUCAUCAUUCGUGUUGUUCUUCAGCCAGAGAACAUCAUGUUGUCAGACAAGCAACCUCCUAAUCAACACAUCAAAAUCAUUGAUUUCGGCAUUGCCCAUCGCUUCAUUCAAGGGGAAGAGUACAAGAGCUUAGGAGGAACCCCUCAGUACAUCGCUCCUGAGAUAAUCAACUACGAGCCCCUUAGUACAGCUGCAGAUAUGUGGAGCAUUGGUGUUAUUACCUACAUCCUUUUGAGUGGUCUGUCCCCAUUCCAAGGGGACACAGAUGAAGAGACUCUGAGGAACAUCGUGGCAAUGAACUACAAGUUUGAGCCUCACUACUUCAGUCAAACCAGUAACAUGGCCAAAGACUUCAUCCAGAAACUACUAGUUAAAGAUCAAAGUGAAAGGAUGACAGCCGAUGAAUGCCUCAUUCACCCUUGGAUUAAGCCUCUCAAUAGAACUCAAAUGGCCAAAAGGAACCGCUCCUCCAUCAACAUUAAGAACUUUAAGAAGUUCAAUGCGAGGAGGAAAUGGAAGAUGUCCUUUAACAUGGUUUCGGCCUGUAAUCGAUUUUCUCGACUGCAGUUACUGUGUAAGGCCCGCGGUCCCGAACAACAAGAACUGAGGGACUGUGAGAGCGAUCAGGAGGACACAGGUACAAAACCUGCCUCGCUGUUACGCCGGCGUCUUAGUAGCAAUUCAUAAAACUCGCCGGUAGAGGGAGACAAAAACUACACGCAUCUGCUGUAGUGCUUUGUGCCGCAUACAGGGGGCGAGAGAGCAAUUCAAAGGAACACUUCCUUCAUCCGAGGCCUUGAACCUGCGAUUGCCCAACAACCAGAUACAUAUCCAGGUACAGUGGAUGACGUCAUUUCAAAGAAGGAUUGGGCCAUGAGAUCAUCGUGGAAUUCUUCAAACUUAUAUGCAAGCAUGUUCAUAGAGUUCUGCCUCCGACAGACUUUGUGAUGCUUCUACCUGAAAUGCUGUGGAUAGUAGGGUCAAGUCUCUUGAAGGAUGUACCUGCAACAUUCAAAAUUAUCUUCUAACUAUUCUUUAAAGAAAUGUAUUUAGCUGGGAUCCA